This is a messenger RNA of Aspergillus luchuensis, 558 nucleotides long. RefSeq lists its product as uncharacterized. Lineage: Eukaryota; Fungi; Ascomycota; Eurotiomycetes; Eurotiales; Aspergillaceae. The record is from RefSeq and is a predicted model, not a curated record. The transcript has 2 exons. The coding region runs from base 1 to 558 and encodes 185 amino acids.
AUGAACAAAGCGUCGGCCAUAAAGAUCUCACAACAACGGUUUUCAAAACGCUGGGAAGGGGAAUCGGAGAUCCGUGAGGCUGCUUCCAUCCUGAGUCUUCGCCCGCGGAUAAGGGUGGGCCAGCUUGCAGACAGGAUCUCCGAGUUGUCGUACAAUUCGUGGAAGGCUGGCCCUAGCACCAAGGUCAUGGCACUGAAUAUGGCGGAAAGCGAGUCUGCCCUGGAGAGUUGGGGAUCCGAAUAUCUCAUGACCCCCGGAAACGAGAAGCUCGACUUGGACAGAUUUCGCUUCCGCAAGAUCUUGCCGGUAUCAGCACUCCAUUUGCAAGAUAAUGGACUGCUACCGAGCAAGUCAAACUCCUGGGCUGCCGCCGGUCAGCGUACAUAUUCCUUUCAAGGCCUGCUCAGCCCUGCUCUCAGGCAUAGCGCCUAUGGUUCUUCAAGGUGCUCGCAGUGUAAUCAGCUAAGGGCUGACAGAUCGGAAGGCGAGGAGAGAGCUACGACGAAGCAGGGGAGAAAAAGAGGGAAAUGGGCUAGAUAUCGCCGUCGCAAGGCGUAG